AUGGCAGCAAUCAAACCCUUCUCCAUCACAACAUUAUUGCUUAUGAUAUUCAUCACCAUGACCAUGAUUUCCCAAACAAGUUCGGAAAAAAGCAACCAAUCAAACCAAGUGUUCUACUUGCACGACGUUACGAACGGGCCUAACGCAACGGUUGCCCAAAUAGUCGGCAUCACCGGAAAAGUUUGGUCAUACAACACAUUUGGUACCUUUAUAAUGGUGGACGAUCCAAUAACCCUAACACCAAAUCAAUACGCAGUUCAAGUUGGAAGAGCUCAAGGAACUAUUUCAGUGGCAUCAAUGGACGGUUCAACUGUGAUUAUUGUUCUUUCAUUUGUGUUCAACAAUGUGCAAUAUAAUGGCAGUACUUUGGAGCUUCAAGGCGCGAGUCGUCAGCGCGAGAAUUACAGAGAGAUUUCAGUGGUUUCCGGCACCGGAAGGUUCCGAUUUGCGAAGGGAUAUGCUGUGUUUGAAACUGUUUCCUAUGAUCCUACAACUACUCGCUCUCUUAUUCGUGUUAAUGUCACCAUAAAUUAG
Molecule: messenger RNA, 534 nt
Organism: Arachis stenosperma
Lineage: Eukaryota; Viridiplantae; Streptophyta; Magnoliopsida; Fabales; Fabaceae
Product: dirigent protein 23-like
Exons: 1
Coding region: 1-534 (177 amino acids)
Source: RefSeq, a predicted model, not a curated record